AUGGAUGAAAAUAAAACAAAAAAUAAAAUAAAAGUUUUAAAUGUUUUUCAAAAUGAAGAAUUAGUAAAAAGUAAAGAAAAAUCCCAGCACUUUAACAAAUUUGAAUUUGAGAAGGGAAUCAUACUUAAUGCAAUCGUGUCCACACCAUCGAAUAAAAGCACCAAAAUAGACGAAAAAAAAGAAAAGGAAAAAAAAAAUUGCAUAAUAUUUCGAGAACAAUGUGAAUAUUGUCUAACUAAUUUUUCUAUAAGUGGUCAUUUGAUUCUAACAAAAGAGUCUUUAUUAUUUGAACCAGAUUUAAGAGAUAAAAAUGUGAUAACAGAUGGAUUUGGGACAUAUCAAAUAUUUAUAGAUUUAUAUGAUAUUUAUGAAUGUGCUCACAUUGUAGUUCCUACAAAAGAUACUUAUUUAUGUAAUAAUGAAGAUACUUGUGGUUUUAUACAAGUAUUAUUAAAAAGUAUAUAUACAAGAAUAUGUGAUGAUCAAACUCAUAAAAAAGGGAAUCAAAUAUCAAAUUAUACAACAAAUCAUGGAAAUGAUAAUUCAAGUAAUAAUAAUAAUAAUAAUAAUUAUAAUAAUUAUAAUGAUGAAAAUAAACAAAAGAGUAUUUCAUAUUAUAAAUAUAUAAGUAAAAGUUUAUCUUAUGUCUUUAAUUUAGCUCAGCCACUAGUUACAACUAAUACAACAUUCAAAGAAAAUAAAAAUGAUAAAGUACAAAAUUUGGAAGAUAUAAUAUCUGAUGUUUCAUUUAAAGGAGGUGGAACUGCAUAUAAUUUUAGCGGUACACAAAAUAAUAUAAAUAAUGCAAAUAAUAUAAAUAAUGCAAAUAAUAUAAAUAAUAUAAAUAAUACAAAUAAUACAUCUAAUGAUUUGUUUAAAAAUAAUAUAAAUAAGUUUAACACGACAAUAUGCGAAAAUCCAAAAAAUAAUAAUAUCAAUAAUAUUGUUUUACAGAAUGAUGAACAUAAAGUUAAUAAAAAUAUGCUUUCCUUUGAUAUGUCCACUUCUUAUAAUAAUAAUCAUAAUAAUAAUAAUAAUAAUAUUGUUGAUCAUUUACAUGAUAGUGAUUUAAAAAUUUAUCAAAAAAUCAAUGAAAUUAAUUAUAGUACAGUUAUUCCUUCCUAUCCUGAUAUUACAUAUAAAAAUAGUUUAAAUUUAGCUAACUCGCAAUCAUCUUUCAAGGAUGAUCUUUCUAGUGAUUGUGAUAAGAAAAAUAAUAAUCAAUAUAAAAAGAAAAACGAACAUGGAAGGGGAAACGGAAAGGAAAAAGAAAACGAAAAGGAAAAGGAAAAAGAAAAGGAAAAAGAAAAGGAUAAAGAAAAAGAAAAAGAGAACGAAAAAGAAAAAGAAAAACAAAUUUUAAAGGAAAACAAGGGCUCGUUCACCUUUUCAAGUGAUUCUAAUAAUAACAUUUUGAGCGAUACAACUCAAAAUGUGAAACAAAUAAAUCCAUAUGAUAACAACAGAGAUAAAUCCUUAUAUGAACGAACGAAAGAAUGUAACACACAUAAUUCUACAUAUAUGAAUGAGGAUAAAAUAGUUAAUAAAUCUAAUAUAAAGAAUGAGGAUAGUAGUAAUAUAUAUUUUAAUGAGAACAUUAAAGAAAAUAAUAAAAAUGAUUUGUUAGAUGAUAAUAAAUCUAAAAAUGAAAUGAAAGAAAAAAAAGGUGGAGAUAAUAUAAAAAGAGAAGAAACAACAUAUACCUUAUAUGAUCAAAAUGGUUCAUGUUCAAAGACAUUAUUAAAGAAUAUUUCUUUUGAACUUCCAAAUGAAGAAAGGCAUAAUAAAUUAAAUAUUUCAUAUAAUAAUAAUAAUAAUAAUAAUAAUAAUAAUAAGGAGAGUUCGUGCACAUCCAAUACAAAUGAACCAAACGAAUUAACAAGAAAACCACAUAAAAAAUAUGAAGAGAAAAGCUUUAUAUUAUUCAGAUUUUUUAAUAAUAAUAAAGCUUAUGAAACUACUACUAAAAUUAUUAAAGAAAUUGAUAAAGUUAGAGAUUCUAAAAAUAAAAUGAGAAAAACAAUAACAUCAGUUCCAUAUACGUCUAAUGAAUUAUUAAGAUCUAUUAUAGAAAAAUCAUUAAUAGAAAAUAAUAAUAAUAAAAAUAUUCCAAAGAAAGCCUCAAUGAAUGAUAUUAAUGAUUUGAAAUAUUUAGCUUUGAUACCAAAGUUAGAAUAUAUAAAUGGAGCUGUUAAAUUAUUAAAUAAAGAAAUGACAAAACAAAUUAAUUAUUAUUUACCUCCUACCUUAAGUAUUAAGAUAUGGAAACUAGCUUUUUGUUCAAGUAUACAUGGUGUUUCAUUUAAAACAUUAUAUAGAAGUGUAUAUAAUAAAGGUAGUGUUAUUUUAUUAAUAUAUGAUAUGAAUAAUGUUCUUUUUGGUUAUUUCCUAAAUAAAUUACAUUGUGAUAAUUGUUAUUAUGGUUCUGGAGAAAAUUUCUUAUUUACUUUCAAAAAUAAUAAGUUAAAUAAUAACAAUAAUUAUACAAAUUAUAAAUGUAUAGAAUCAUCAUAUGAAGACUUUUCGAAACCUACAUUAGAACAUAUACAAAAAAAAAACCAAAAUAAUCUAUCUAAAAAUCAUUGUUUUACACCUUCUAAUGUCACUUCACAAGAUAAAUUAAUAGUACCUUUUGAUUAUAAUGAUGAAUCUUCAAAUACAAAUGAUUCUAAUAUACCACAUAAUGAUCAUAUUUCAAAAGCCCUUGAACACACGAAAACAUUAAAUCAUGUAGAUAUGUUGGAUGAUGAAUUCUCCAAAAAAAAUCAUAACUACAGUGAAAAUACGUUGAAUGAUGAUAAAAGUAACUGUUCAGAUAUACAUAGUAAUAACAACAACAACAAUAAUAAUUAUGACAAUAAUAAUAAUAUGUUUGAGAAAAAUAUGUCUAGUAAUGAUAGCUGUCUAUUUAACAAAAUUAAUAAUGCUAAGACAAAAACACCAGCUUUAUCGACAAAUGACAAUCUCAAUAAUAAUAAUGAAAACGAUAAUGCAUCUAUUCAAGUCUAUGCCUGGACAACCAAAAAUAAUUAUUUUGUAUAUUCAGAUGAAAAAUCUAUUACAAUUGGGGGUGGAGAUAACUACGCCCUCGUUAUUAAUGAAGAUCUAUGUAAAGGACAAACAAAUAAAAGUAAGACAUAUGAUAAUGAUUUAUUAACAUAUGAUGAAGAAUUUGAAAUUCAAUUUUUACAAUUAUGGGUAUUUGACGAUUGUUAA
Molecule: messenger RNA, 3216 nt
Organism: Plasmodium reichenowi
Lineage: Eukaryota; Apicomplexa; Aconoidasida; Haemosporida; Plasmodiidae
Product: TLD domain-containing protein
Exons: 2
Coding region: 1-3216 (1071 amino acids)
Source: RefSeq, a predicted model, not a curated record